Solanum tuberosum (potato) is the source of this 3918-nucleotide messenger RNA. RefSeq names its product sister-chromatid cohesion protein 3. Gene Ontology annotation, cellular component: nucleus; chromatin; cohesin complex. Gene Ontology annotation, molecular function: chromatin binding. NCBI's taxonomy places the organism in Eukaryota, Viridiplantae, Streptophyta, Magnoliopsida, Solanales, Solanaceae. The coding region runs from base 154 to 3462 and encodes 1102 amino acids. The record is from RefSeq and is a predicted model, not a curated record. Gene Ontology annotation, biological process: sister chromatid cohesion. The transcript is spliced from 22 exons.
UUUUCAAUCUCACAAAAACGGCAACUCCAAGUGUAGGCAGUACGCAGUACGCAGUACGAUCCCACAAAUCUCUUCAUUUUCUAACCGUCUCGUUCUUCUGCAUAGUUCUCUCUUCUUUGCUUCGGUUUUUAGGGUUUACAACAACAGCAAUUCAUGGAGGAGGAACCAGUGGUUUCGGAAACAGCGAAUCGUCGUACGAAACGAACGAGAGCUCAAACUAGGGUUAACGAAGAGCAAUUACACAGCAGUGUGAAUGAGGAAGAGAGAGAAGAAUCGUCCGAGGACUUUGAAGACUCUCGUGCUAGAGCUAAGCGGAGUAAGGCUUUAGGAGGCACUUCAUCUGCUGCUGCUGCUGCUAGAAAUGCUCAUCAGAGUUUAAUUGAUGUUGUUAAAGGUGAUAGGAGACGAAUUCCUCUAGUGGUCAAGCAUUGGGUGGAACACUAUGAGAAGGAUCCGAAAGCUGCAAUGGCUGGACUAUUGAGCAUGAUGUUUGAGGCAUGUGGAGCAAAAUAUCAUAUUGAAGAAGAUUUCUUGGACCAAACCGAUGUUGAUGAUGUUGUAGUUGCUCUUGUAAACAUGGCUAAGAGGGGUGAAGUUGAGGAUUAUCAAACUUCAAAGAAGAAGGACUUCAAGACCUUCAAAGAUAACCUCGUCUACUUCUGGGAUACACUGGUUGCUGAAUGUGAAAAUGGACCACUUUUUGAUAGGGUCUUGUUUGACAAGUGCAUGGAUUAUGUGAUUGCGCUAUCAUGCACUCCUCCUAGAGUAUAUCGUCAGGUUGCUUCAUUAAUGGGGCUUCAACUUGUUACAUCCUUUAUACACAUUGCCAAAGUACUUGGUUCACAGCGGGAAACCACACAGAGACAGCUAAAUGCUGAACAGAAGAAGAAAGUGGAUGGGCCUCGAGUUGAAUCACUAAAUAAAAGAUUAUCCAUGACACAUGAAAAGAUAACAAUAAUAGAGGAGAUGAUGCGGAAGAUAUUUACUGGGCUAUUUAUGCACCGUUAUCGAGAUGUCGAACCUGAUAUCAGAAUGGCAUGCAUACAGUCAUUGGGUGUCUGGAUCCUGUCAUACCCCUCCCUGUUUUUGCAGGAUUUGUAUUUGAAAUAUCUCGGAUGGACAUUGAAUGAUAAAAGUGAUGGUGUAAGGAAGGCAUCAGUUCUUGCACUGCAGAAUCUUUAUGAGGUGGAUGAUAAUGUACCAUCUCUUGGCCUUUUCACGGAGAGAUUUUAUAAAAGGAUGAUCGAACUUGCUGAUGAUGUUGAUAUUUCUGUGGCAGUAUGUGCUAUAGGACUUGUGAAACAACUGAUAAGACAUCAACGUGUUCCCGAGGAGGAAUUAAGUUCUUUAUAUGAUUUGCUAAUUGAUGAUCCACCUGAAAUCAGGCGUGCCAUUGGAGCUCUAGUGUAUGAUAAUCUGAUUGCCCAGCGAUUGAACAGUUCACAAUCUAGUUCAGGGGAUAAUGCUGAUUCUUCUGAGGUUCAUCUUAAUAGACUGUUGCGCAUAUUGGGAGAGUUUUCAAAAGACGAAAUGCUGAGUAUGUAUGUCAUCGAUGAUAUUUGGGAGUAUAUGGACGCCAUGAAAGAUUGGAAGCGUAUCCUGUCUAUGCUCUUGGAAGAAGAGCUAUCAGCUGAACUAAGUGAUGUAGAUGCAACAAACCUAAUUCGGCUGCUUUUUGCGUCCAUUAGGAAGGCAGUUGGAGAGAAGAUUGUUCCUGCCAGUGAUAAUAAAAAACAAUAUUAUACUAAAGCACAAAAGGACGUGUUUGAAAGUUCUAAGCGUGAUAUAACCAUUGCUAUGAUGAGGAAUUGUCCACAGCUUCUUCGCAAAUUUAUGUCUGACAAAGCAAAAAUUCCCUAUCUACUUGAAAUCAUUGUUCAUAUGAACCUUGAGCUCUAUUCUCUUAAAAGACAAGAUCAGAACUUUAAAUCUGCUGUACUUCUGAUGAAAGAAGCAUUUUUCAAGCAUGGUGAGAAGGAAGCUCUGAGAUCUUGUGUAAAAGCUCUGAACUUCUGUGCUACUGAGAGUCGUGGGGAGUUACAGGACUUUGCCCUUAACAAAUUGAAGGGGAUUGAAGAUGAGCUCAUUAUCAAACUUAAAUCUGCAAUAAAAGAAGUUGCUGAUGGUGAUGAUGAAUAUUCAAUGCUUGUUAACUUGAAAAGGUUGUAUGAACUUCAAUUGUCAAGGCAAAUUUCCAUUGAAAGCUUGUAUAACGAUCUUGCAGAGACUCUCAAGAACUUCAGAAGUAUUGAUGACGAGGUAAUUGGAUUUCUGCUUCUUAACAUGCAUCUGCAUGUUUGCUGGUGCCUACACUCUAUCAUCAACUCUGGCACAGUCCUGGAACAAUCUAUAUCUUCCUUAAUCUCAAAACGCAGUGCCUUGUUUGAACUACUUGAGUCCUUCCUGACUACUAAUUCUCCAGAAGGUCUUCGUGCAAGUCAACUUGCAUGUAGGAUUUGUGUUAUUUUUUCAGAACAGUGGUGUCUGUUCAGGAAAGCAACCUUUGCAUCCACGGAAAUAGAAGCUUUGGGGUACUCUCCAGAUGAAGCCAUUCUUCAAAAGUUCUGGAAGCUUUGUGAACGCCAACUACAUAUUCCAGAUGAGGCUGAAGAAGAAGAUUCUAAUAGGGAAUACAUUGAGGAGACAAAUCGAGAUGCUGUAAUCAUUGCUGUUGGGAAGUUGGUUGCUGUUGAUGCAGUUCCUAAGGAAUAUCUUGCUCCAGAGAUACUAUCUCAUCUUUCAAUGCAUGGGACAAGUGUAUCUGAGGUUAUUAAGCAUUUGCUAACCGUGUUAAGGAAUAACGGUGCAGAUGUUGCAUUUUUGUUCCUAGAGGCACUAAAAAGGGCCCAUGAACGGUACUUAGUAGCACUUUUCUCUGAUGAUGACGAAUCAGCGAGAAAGACUUUUCAUGAAUGUGAAGAUCUCGCCAGUGGGCUUGCUAAGACUUUUGGAAAUGCUGCUAGAAACAAGCACCGGUCAGAUCUUCUGAAUAUUGUCACAGGAGGCAUUCAAUAUGCCUUUACUGAAGCUCCAAAGCAUUUAUCUUUCUUGGAUGGUGCUGUGCUGUAUUUCAUAUCUAAACUUCCUUCUCCAGAUAUUAUGAACAUCUUGAAAGAUGUCGAGAAAAGAACUGAAAAUGUUAACACGGAUGAAGAUCCAAGCGGUUGGCGACCAUAUCAUAUAUUUGUAGAUACGGUCCAUGAGAAGUAUGCUAAGGGUGAAGUUUUACAAGAUGAUAAGGAAGGUACAGUCGGGAGACAUCGAGGUCGUCUGACCAAGAAGCAGAACAUACAAGGAAAGAAGCUUUUUGACGAGCACAAUUCUAGUGAAGACGAGGAAUCAAUCAGUGGAUCUGACCAGGAGGCAGAUGAAGAAAAACAAGAUGACGAAGAGGUCCCUCUAAUACAUUCUUUUAAGUCAUCAGCCAAGCUAAGGUCUCUGAAGAUAUCAAGAGAGAGCUGAAGCUAUGUGAGAACUGGUCAUUUUGGUCUCUGUUUAGACUUUUCCUGUUCCAAAGCAUCAGGUUCUCAAGUCUUAAAAGUCUGUUCUCUAUGAUCACGAGCAAACAGGUUCCUCGCGAACCAUUCUAGUUUGAGAGGAAACCUUUGUUGAAGUAGACCUUAGGUGCAUGCAGCCUUGUGUAUUAAAAAUAGGUCAUGUCUCGAUCUCUUUUUUUUUUUUUCUUUUCGAAGUAGCUGUAUUUGCGAUUUCUUUUUGGCAGCUUCAAGUCAUUUGUGGAUUCGCUAAGCUAUUAUUUAUCGGGAUUACCUUGUCAUUAUGUAACCUUUGGACUCCUAAUGGCUAGUAAGUUCUGAAUUGCCAAAAAAAAAGUACUAGGAAGAGAAAUGUGCUGAAGAUGGAAGCAAAAUUCAAGUAGGAGAAAUGCAAAAUAUUCAAAUACAGGAUCAACGUUUCUGA